Ahaetulla prasina is the source of this 11862-nucleotide messenger RNA. Its product is annotated as zinc finger protein OZF-like. The record is from RefSeq and is a predicted model, not a curated record. NCBI's taxonomy places the organism in Eukaryota, Metazoa, Chordata, Lepidosauria, Squamata, Colubridae. The coding region runs from base 132 to 1382 and encodes 416 amino acids. Gene Ontology annotation, biological process: regulation of immune system process; regulation of cytokine production; negative regulation of transcription by RNA polymerase II. The transcript has 2 exons.
GCAAAGCCGCAGGAUUGUGAUAACUGCCUGGUGUUUUGCAACUGCUCUUGAUUGUUGCCUUAGGAAACGAAAAGCAAAAGUGUGAGGAUUUCGCAGAGUCCCGUUUUCUAGGAUACGAGGGCGGUCUUGGGAUGGAAGGGGAGCCUUUAGGAGGGUCGGAGGAAAGGGAGGAAUCCAGAGACAAAGGUGUUGGGGUUGGAAAUCUUCUUGAGAUGGAAGAUCUCAAGAAGGAAGCACCAGAAGGAUGGCUAGAGAAGCAGGACCCAGAAGCUACUCUGAGCGGGGAGCAGAGAGCCUUAAUGCUGGGGAGCAUAGAGAGAGAAGGAAGACCAAGAGGUGUCAUUAAUGCAGGUGGGAAAGAGCAGGCAGAGCUUGAUAUCCCCGAUAGCUAUUCAAGAGCUGACGAUUGUCAAAACCAAGCCAAGAUAGAAGGCCAGAGAUGGAGAAGCCAGGUGAGAAGACGCCGGAUGAAAGAGGUUUCCCAAGAUCCUCCAGGUUUCAUCAACCUCCUGGGCAUCCUGGAACCGCCACCUCCUCUUCCGCCUUCCACACCCCAGAAGGUGGUAAACAAGCCCUUCCAUUGCACGGAGUGUGGAAAGUGUUUCUCGCAGAGCUCUGUGCUCAUCGAGCACCAGAGAAUCCACACAGGGGAGCGGCCCUUUGUGUGCAAUGUGUGCGGGAAACGAUUCUCCCAAAGCUCCACCCUGAUGGGCCAUCAGAGGAUCCACACAGGCGAGAAGCCCUUCGCCUGCCCUGAAUGCGGCCGGGGCUUCAGCCGCAGCUCCGCUCUGACCGAGCACCAGCGCACCCACACGGGAGAGACUCCUUUCCCCUGCCGGGAGUGCGGAAAGGCCUUCAGCCGUACCUCCAACCUGGUGAAGCACUUGCGCACCCACUCGGGCGAGAAGCCAUACAGCUGUGCCCUCUGCGGGAAGCGCUUCUCGCUCAGCUCCAAUCUGCUGAAGCACGAGCGCACCCACUCGGGGGAGAAGCCCUUCCCCUGCCCCCUUUGCGGGAAGCGCUUCAAGAAGAAGACCCACCUCGUCUCGCACAACCGCGUCCACACCGGAGAACGGCCCUACCGGUGCGAGGAGUGCGGGAAGUGCUUCUCUCAAAGCUCGUCUCUGAUCGAGCACCAGAGGAUCCACACUGGGGAAAAACCCUACAAGUGUCCCCAGUGUGGCCGAGGCUUCUAUGUCAACUCCAAAUUGGUCAAACACCAGAGAAUCCACACGGGGGAGAAGCCCUAUGCCUGCUCGGCCUGUGGGAAAACUUUCCGAUACAAGCAGCAGUUUCCCCGUCACCUGGCCCAUGUCCACCCAGGGGAAGAGCAGGUUUCUGUCCUUAACUUGGGGACCAGUGUUAAUAUGCUACUCUCCUAGGGUGUAAUCCCAGGGCCCAGUGGCUGGCCUUUAAGUCCCAGAAGGCUAAUCCCAGUCAGAGGCAGAAUCGUUGCCAAAUAUGGUUGAUUCCUAGAAUAGCAUCUUUUGCUGAACGAUUCAAGCAGUUUCUGAGGUGCUCCAACUUACAGAGAUAGUCCUUGACGUUAAAACCACGAUUGAGCCCAAAACUUCUGUUGCUAAGCAAAACAGUUGUUAAAUGAGUUAUGCCCCAUUUAAUGAUCUUUCUUGCCACAGUUGUUAAGGGAAUCAAUGUAGUUGUUUAAUAGGUAACACAGUUGUUAACUGAAUCUGGCUUCCCCAUUGAUUUUGCAUGUCAGAAGGUCCCAAAAAGGAAUAAUGUGAUCCUGGGACACUGCAAUUGUCCUAAAUACAUGCCAAGUUGCCAAGCUUCCAAAUUUUGAUCACAUGAUCAUGGGGAUGCUACAACAGUCAUAACUGUGAAAAACGGUGACAAGUCACUUUUUUCAUAUUGUCGUAACUUCAGACGGUCACUAGGUACAUGGUUGUAAGUCAAGACCAGUGGUGGGAUUCAGCCAGUUUGCACCACUUCAGGAGAACCGGUUGUUAACUUUCUGAGCAGUUUGGUGAACUGGUUGUUGGAAGAAAUCAUUAGGGCAGACAACUGGUUGUUAAAUUAUUUGAAUCCCCCCACUGGUCAAGACUACCCAUAUUUCUACCUUAGUGAAUGUCACAGUUGGGUGGUCUACUUCAUGAUGCCGCCUUUAUCCUCAUUUAAAGAAGCUACUUCCCCAAAUUAUAGUUUGUUUGUUUUUUUAGUUAAUUAUACAGUAUAGGUAGUCCUCAGCGUAUGACCACAAUCAAGCCCAAAAUUUCUGUGGUUGUGAUACAUUUCUUAUGCUGUAAAAUGGGAGUUUUCUUAUGACCGGGAUAUCUACGAGACCGCCUUCUGCCACCGAUAGCCUCCCAAUGACCUGUGCGCUCCCACAGAGUGGGCCUUCUCAGGGUGCCGUCGACCAAACAAUGUCGGUUGGCGGCCCCCAGGGGGAGAGCCUUCUCUGUGGCAGCACCAGCCAUUUGGAAUGAGCUGCCUCCGGGGUUACGCCAACUCCCCGACCUCCGGACCUUCAAACGGGAACUGAAGACUUUAUUAUUUCAUCGAGCAGGGACUAGCCUAAGUGUAUUUUAAUUGUUAUUUUAAGGGGUUUUAUGUCGGUCUAAGACCGUUUUAGUUGAUUUGGCCUACUAAAUAUUUGUUUUUAAAUUCUUUUAAAUUUGUUAUUUAUUCUCUGUAUUUUAAUAUGGCUGUAAACUGCCCUGAGUCCUUUGGGAGAAGGGCGGUAUAGAAAUUAAAUUAUAAAUAAAUAAAAUAAAAAUAAAUUUAACAGCAUUUUUUGCCACGGCUGUUAAGUGAAUGACUGCAGUUGAUAAAUUAGAAAGCUGGUUAUUAAAUGAAUCUGGCUUCCCCAUUGAUUUUGCUUGUCAGAAAGGUGCAAAAGGGGAUCACGUGACCCUGGGACACUGCAACCCUCAUAAUACGAGUCAGUUGUCAAGCAUCUCAGUUUUGAUCAUGUGACCACAUGAAUGCUACAGUGAUCGUAAGUGUGAAAAACGGUCAUAAGUUCCUUCUUUCAGUGCUGUUGUAACUAAAUGAACUGUUGUAAGUGCAUGUCCCUAUGACAGAGGCCGUGGUGCUUCAGAGGGUUCCCAUUACAGCCAGUUUGCAAUAGGGUCAAGAGUUAGAAACUUGACAUCUUGUUCCAAGUAGUCCUCGAAGUUACGAUGGUGCUGAAUAAAAGAUAACUAAUUCCAGCGCAGUGAUGUGGUUGCAACUCAGGUUCUUGGCAACCAGCAUUUAUUUAAGAUGAUUGCUGUGUUCCUGGAGUUACGUGAUUGCCAUUUUGCAACCUUCCCGGUUGACUUCUGACAAGUAAAAUCAAUGGGGGAAGCCAGAUUUGUCUUAUGACUGCAUGACUUGCAUAACGACUGGUAAAAAAAUGUUGUAAAACAGUGUGUGGUCACAUGAUUCAUUUAACAACCGCAUCGGUUAAAAAUAGAAGUCCCAAUUCCCAAUUGUGGUUUUAAGUCAAGGACUAUCUGUAUAUUAACUAACACAACAUCUGUAGAGAUUCUCAGUCAUCAGGGUCAUGGUUGUCCCAAAGGUACUUUUUCAGGAGCCAACUGGACUUUCUUGUUUUUUCUUUGAAGACAUUUUACUUCUUAUCCAAGAAGCUUCUUCAGCUCUGAUAGAAUAGUGGGGAAUCGAAGGAUUUAUAUUCUUUGCAGACAGCUGGUUAUUUGUAUCCUUUAAAGCAGGGGUGUCAAAAUGGCGGUCUGUGCAGUGGUAAAAUCUGAAUCAGUUUGCUACCAGUUUGCUGGCCGCCCAUGCGCGCCAAGCGCAUGCUGCACAGUUUGAACCAAACGCAUGCUGCAUGUACUUGCGCAGUACAUGGCAAAAGGAGGUUUGGGAAGGUAAGUAGAACAGUGGGGGAGGGAUCAGCUGUGGCGCGAUCUUGGGAACCUUUUUAAAAACUGUUUUAAAGCAUUUUUCACUACCGGUUCCCCCGAAUAGGUGGUAAAAAAUGCUUUAAAAAAAGAUUUAAGAAAAAAGGUUCCGACGAUCACAGCUGCGCCGUGCAAUCGUCGGAACUUUUUAUUUUACUUUUUUAAAGCAUUUUUUAACUACCUAAUUGCCUGAACUGAUAGUAAAAAAAAAAUGCUUAAAAAGUUAAAAAAAAAAAAGUUCCAAUGAUCAGCUGAGCAAUGCGCAAUCGUCGGAACUUUUUUUUUUACUUUAAAGCCGUGAAAAAAAUGCUUAAAAAGUAAAAAAAAAAAGUUCCAACAAUCACACCUCACUCAGUUGAUCAUUGGAACUUUUUUUAAAAAAAUUACUACCGGUUUGGCGAACCAGUAGCAUUUUUUACUACCGGUUCGGCCAAAGCAUCCUGAACCAGUAGCAUUUCACUCCUGGGCCUGUGGGCCGGUUGCAUCAUGCACAGGCCAUACCCAUCUAGCUCCACAAAGGGAAAAAAUGUCACAGUAUGUCAUGUGACGGCAAUGUAAUGCCACAAAUUUGAUACCUAUGUAUUAGAGGGUUGUUAAAGCACUUGGAGGUUUAUCUGUGACCUCAGGGUCAACUGACUGAUGCUUUUUUAGUCUGCAAUUUUUUCCUCUUGAGAAAAUUCUACUCUCACACUGUUCAAAGGGUGCUCAUCCCAAAUUGGAAAUCAUCCUCUUUUAGCUAUACAAUUUGGGAUGAACACCCUUUGAAUGGUGUGGAAGUGCUUUAACGACCUUCUAAGAGGAUGCAAAUGACCAGCUGUCUACAAGGAAUAUAAAUCCUUCCAUUCCCCACUAUUGUGUCAGAGGAAGCUUCUUGGAUGAGAAACGAGAUGUCUUCAAAGAAAGAACAAGAAAGUCCAGUUGCCUCCAGAAAAAAGCACUUUAGGGACGCGUCAUGAAUUAAACUUAUUGUAUGUGGUAUACGAAACUCAAAACUAAUUACUUUGCUUAACUUUGUUUUUUUGUUACCCUACAGCUCAUGACGUAGAGUUUUAAUUUUCCAUCUGCUCUGUGGAAAAACAAGGAUUUUCUAUGGAUCUUGUUUUUUGUUUAUGCUCUGUAGCCAGGGAAAGCAUAGCAAGGUUUAUUUUCUGGGCCAUGGGGUUUUUGUUUUUUUGUAAUCUGAAGUAAAGGUAAAAUUGUACUUUGAAGUUUUUUCAUUGAGCUAAUUACAGUAUUAUCUAGAAAACAUUCAUUAACGCAUUCAAGAAGUUUCAUUAAUGUUGACAUUAUUCAGAUGGUAAGUUUAUGAUAACCACAAGAAAACUACGAACUGAUUUAAAACUCCAUAUUGAUGCUUUUUUCAGUUUUUAUUCAGAGAAAUUCCUUUCACAGUCAAGAGUGUAAAAUUCUGUCUGAGAAUAGAGACAUUUUGACUGUUGACUGAAUUUUAGAAUAAUUGUAAAAACUUCUAAAUGCCCUUUUAUCAUUAUGGAGCAGAACCAUCUUUUUAGAGGUGUAACUGUUCAGAACGCUAUAGGAUUGUUCACUUUUUUUGCUGAUUACUUGUGCUGGAUCCAUUCCAAGCUCUGUGUACCCUCUACUACAAAAAUCAUGGGUAGGAGGAACCAUCAUUAGUGGUGAGACUAUGACAUCUCUUGGACUCAUCUCAAGAAGUGAGCAAUAGACAAAGUAGUGACCUCCAAAAGGCACGUAUGAGCUUCUCAUUAAUUAAGUCAGUCAUCAGAUCGUUGACAAAUUUGGGUGGUAUUUUUUUUAUAGUCAAUGUUCUUGAAUUAGCUUCAGAACUUCAUUCGUAAGAACCAGGAUGAAAACAAAAUGAAACCAAAUGCUAUUCUACAGUUAAAUAAUGAAGAAGCCUACCUGACACACGUACCUGUAACUUAGUCAUUUCCACAGAAACUAGUGUUUCAAUCAUUGAGACGGAACUUCCCCCUAUCAGGUAACAUGUUUGAAAAUUAGGGUGUGAUCUGGUCCUAGUAUUAUGUGACAACAUUGGAAUAGAUCAGUUUUCAGCUUGAUUCCUUCAUAAUGACAGUUGCGUGUUUGGGCAGAGGAAUUAUACGAUGGUGAAAUCAUUCCUUUUCGAAACAAAAACCGCUGGAGGGAUAUUUACAAUGUAGUGAGAACUGUGAGUUUCACAGAUUCCCGCUUUAGUGAGGGCAGAAAAAAGACAGGUAGUCCUCAAUUUAUGAUGGGUGGCUUAACAAUAAAGGGCCUGCCCAGGGGUGCUUAUAACCCAGAUCUGAAAUUCUCAUUGCAGUCACAUGAUCGCAUUUGGGUUGCUCAGCAACUGAUCCACAUUUAACAGCUAUUUGCACUGUCCCCCGGUCACAUUAUAGGGUUGGGUUUUUUAUUUUUGUUUUUCUAGAAACUGGCUUUUACUUCCAAGUUUCAGCAAAAAUACUCCCAUUGUGAGUAAUGGAUUCACUUCAGAACAAAUGACUUGCUUUACGACCGCAAUAUCCGCUUAAUGACUAUCACACAAAAGGUUGUAAAAUUGGUUUCAGUCUUGUGAUGUGUUUAACCACCAGCAAUAAUAGAACAAAAGCCUUGAAAUUCCUAGAGAUAGGACAAUACAGGUAGUCCUUGACUUAUAACCGUUCAUUUAGUGACUGUACAAGGUUACAAUCAUACUGAAAAAAGUGACUUAUGUCUGUCUUUCACAGUUCCAAUCUUUGCAGCAUCCCCAUGAUCAUGUGAUCAAAAUUCAGAUGCUUGGCAACUGGUUCAUACUUAUGACUUGCUAUGUCCCAAGAUCACAUAAUCCCCUUUUGCGACCUUCUGACAAGCGAAGUCAAUAGGGAAACCAGAUUCUCUUAACAACCGGGUUACUAACUUAUCAACUGUGGUGAUUCACUUAACAUCUAUGUUAAGAAAGGUCAUAAAAUGAGGCAAAACACACUUAACAAAUAUCUUAAUUAGCAACAGAAAUUUUGGGCUCGAUUAUCGUAAAUCGAGGACUACCUGUAAUUGUAGAACACCCUGGCAUGUUCAGCGUUGCACCCAUUUCUGUCCCCAGGAAUUUUGUUAGCCUAAGUAGCUGUGCUUCAGUGCACAAAAAGGCCCUAUAAUCAUUUCUACCUGCUGUUCCAAUACUGUGUUACAUCUCCAUUUCUCACUCAGACAUUGCAAAGAAUCACUUUGCUAAAAAUAAUGACUUUCCAAUCAGUUGAUAAAAUAAUUUAGUCAUGGACAUAAUGUGCAAGCCUAUUGAAUUUUUCUUUUGGAUAGCUAAGGUGGGUGCACACACAAAUCUUGUAUCAGUUACAUAAUUGGUCUGUACUGGAGUAACUACAUUUAUCAUCUCACUUUCUCACACUAAAGUCAUGAUGACAUGGAAACAUAGUCCUCGACUUACAACCACAACUGCCCCCCCCAAAAAAAUUUCCAUUGCUAAGCAAGACCAUUGUUAAGUGAGUUUUGCCCCAUUUCACGACCUUUCUUGCCAUAGUUAGGUGAAUCAUUGCACUUGUUAAGUUAGUAACAUGGUUGUUAAAUUCAAGAUGGCGCUGAGGAAGGCUGCCUCGGUGAAAUGCUCUCUAAUGGUUUCUUUAUUUCUAAUUGUUCUCUGUGACUCACUACGGAUUUCCUACUCACGAGACCAUCUGCUAAAAAUUAAGCAACAUUUCUUUAAGGAGCAGCUUUCUUUGAUCUCACCCCCACCUGUCUUUACAAACACGGAGGAGAUUCUAACACAGGAGGAGGCAAUUCCCACAGAGCCAUGGAUUACUAAAAAAAACCAAACGACGGAAGCAAAGGAAGAGAGAUAAACGAGCUGGGAUCUUAAACAGAUUAAGAAAUCGCAUUAAAACUCCUCUGCCUUCAAUUUUCCUAACAAAUAUACACUCACUUGCAAAUAAGAUGGAUGAAAUACUCCUCUUAAACAAAUACUAUUCUGAUUUUCGCAAUUCAGCAGUCCUAUGCUUCUCUGAAACCUGGUUAAAUGAAUCAAUUGAAGAUAGCAGCCUGAACACUCCAGGGUUUCAGAUUGAAUGAUCAGACAGGAUUACAGAAACAUCUGGUAAAAAGAAAGGAGGAGGCUUAUGCCUAUAUAUUAACAACAACUGGUGUCAAGAUUUUAAAAUAAUUUACAAAUUCUGUGACAACAAUUUAGAGACUUUAAUUAUCAACUGCAAACCAUACUAUUCGCCUCGUGAAUUUUUCUCAUUUCUUCUAAUUGCUGUUUAUGUUCCACCACAAGCCUGUGUAAACAAGGCAUUACGAACUCUAGCUGACCAAAUCAUGGAGGCUGAAGCCAAACACCCUGAUUCACUGGCCAUUGUUCUGGGGGAUCUAAACAAGGCAAACUUAAGGAAAGAGCUACCAAAAUGGGCCUCUGUGGCUCAGGCUGCUAAUGCAGUCUGUUAUUAACAGCAGCUGCCUGCAAUUACUGCGGGUUCUAGUCCCACCAGGCCCAAGGUUGACUUAGCCUUCUAUCCUUUAUAAGGUAGGUAAAAUGAGGACCUAGAUUGUUGGGGGCAAUAAGUUGACUUUGUAUAUAAAUAUACAAAUAGAAUGAAGACUAUUGCUAACAUAGUGUAAGCCGCCCUGAGUCUUCGGAAAAGGGCGGGAUAUAAAUGCAAAUAAAAAAAAAUACUUUCAGCAUGUCAAUUGUCCCACCAGAGGCAAGAAUACUCUAGACCAUUGCUAUACAACACUAAAAGAUGCUUAUUGGUCUUUACCACGUGCAGCUGUAGGACACUCAGAUCAUUGCAUGAUUCACCUUGUACCUGCUUACAGGCAAAGACUUAAAACCACAAAACCAACAAUUAAAUCAGUGAAGAUCUGGACGAAGGAGUCAAAAUUAAAGCUACAGACAUGCUUUGACUGCACUGAUUGGAAUAUUUUUGAAGAUACCUCUGCAGACCUGGAUGAACUCACAGAUACUGUAACAUCAUAUGUCAGCUUCUGUGAAGACCUAUGUGUACCUACAAGGAACUUGCAAAUAUACAGUAACAACAAACCUUGGUUCACACCUAAACUUAACUACGACAUUCCAAAGAGGAAACCUACAGAAAAGGUGAUAAAAUGCUGUACAAUCAGGCCAGAAAUGCACUAACAAAGGAGAUCAGAGUAGCAAAAAGAAGCUACUCUGAAAAGCUAAAGAAUCAGUUUUCAGCAAAUGAACCAGCAAACAUAUGGAAAACUCUUAAAAAUAUCACCGGUUAUGGCAAACAUCCUUUCCGGGCUGAAGGUAAUCAACAACUGGCAGAUGAUCUGAAUGAGUUUUACUGCAGGUUUGAAAGGAAACUAUAGCCACCUAUCUCCACAACCCCCAUCUCAGACAUACCAACAACAGCCAAGCCUCCUACAACUGACCCCAUUUUAUUGGGUUCACAACCCCUAGUUAUCACAGAAAAGGAAGUGCAGGACCUAUUUCACAGACAAAAGCCAGGAAAAGCUCCAGGCCCAGACAAGAUAACGCCUUCUUGCUUAAAAGUCUGUGCUGACCAAUUGGCCCCCAUCUUCACCCAUAUUUUUAAUAAAUCACUAGAGAUGUGCUAUGUUCCUUCUUGUUUCAAACGCUCUACCAUCAUCCCAGUGCCGAAGAAGCUCACCACCAAGGAACUGAAUGACUACAGACCAGUUGCUUUAACAUCUGUGGUCAUGAAAACCUUUGAAAGGCUAGUGCUUUCCUACUUGAAAACCAUCACGGAUCUGCUGUUAGACCCCUUGCAAUUUGCAUACCGAGCAAAUAGAUCAACAGAUGAUGCUGUUAAUAUGGCUCUGCACUACAUCCUACAACAUCUUGAGUCUCCAAAGACCUAUGCAAGGGUCCUCUUUGUAGACUUUAGUUCAGCAUUCAAUACCAUCAUUCCAGACACUCUUCUAACUAAGCUAAACCAGCUACAAGUACCAGAACAGACUUGUAAGUGGAUCACAAGCUUCCUAACAAACAGGAAGCAGCAGGUGAAGCUAAGCAAGAUCACAUCAAAUACCUGUACAAUUAGCACAGCCCCCCCCCCAAGACUGUUUGCUCUCCCCACUUCUCUCUGUAUACCAGUGACUGCAUCUCCAACGAUCCAUUUGUUAAGUUACUGAAGUUUGCAGAUGACACAACAGUGAUUGGUCUCAUUUGAGACAAUGACGAAUCCGCAUAUAGACGAGAGGUUGAACGACUAGCCUUGUGGUGCAACCAAAACAAUCUGAAACUGAACACACUCAAAACUGUAGAAAUGGUGGUAGACAUUAGGAGAAACCCUUCUAUAUUUCCACUUCUCACAAUACUUGACAACACAGUAUCAACAGUAGAAACCUUUAAAUUUCUAAGUUCUAUCAUAUCACAUGAUCUAAAAUAGACAGCUAACAUCAAAAACAUCAUCAAAAAAGGACAACAAAGAAUGUUCCUUCUGCGCCAACUCAGUAAGCUCAAACUGCCCAAGGAGCUGCUGAUUCAGUUCUACAGAGCAAUUAUUGAGUCUGUCAUUUGCACCUCUAUAACUGUCUGGUUCGGUUCUGCAAUCCAACAAGAAAGACACAGACUUCAGAGGAUAAUUAGAACUGCAGAAAAAAUAAUUGCUACCAACCUGCCUUCCAUUGAGGACCUGUAUACUGCACGAAUCAAGAAGAGGACCAUGAAAAUAUUUACAGAUCCCUCACAUCCAGGACAUAAACUGUUUCAACUCCUACCCUCAAAACGACGCUAUAGAGCACUGCACACCAGAACAACUAGACACAAGAAUAGUUUUUUCCCGAAGGCUAUCACUCUGCUAAACAAAUAAUUCCCUCAACACUGUCAAACUAUUUACUAAAUCUGCACUACUAUUAAUCUUCUCAUCGUUCCCAUCACCAAUCUCUUUCCACUUAUGACUGUAUGACUGUAACUUUGUUGCUGGCAAUCCUUAUGAUUUAUAUUGAUAUAUUGACCAUCACUUGUGUUGUAAAUGUACCUUGAUGAACGUAUCUUUUCUUUUACAUACACUGAGAGCAUAUGCACCAAGACAAAUUUCUUGUGUGUCCAAUCACACUUGGCCAAUAAAAAAUUCUAUUCUAUUCUAUUCUAAAUGAAUCUGGCUUCCCCAUUGACUUUGCUUGCCAGAGAGUUGCAAAAAGUUAUCACAUAACCAUGGGAAUGCUGCAACAUUCCCAUGUGAAAAAGAUUUCAGUGUUGUUGUAACAGUUACUAAAAUGAAUUGUUAUAAGUCGAGGACUAUCUGUAGAUAUAGUUCGCUGGUUUUAAAGCCUUAACUAAUUCCUACUGCAUUCUACUGAUUCAUGAAUUAUUCACAUCACAUCUUGCACAAUUCUUAGAAGUCAUUUGUCCAAUUUUUCGGUCAAUCCAUCUCAAUUUUUAAGAAAACGUUAUUGCCAACACGGUCAAAACAAUAAGUUGAUGUAACCCGGUUAUCCCAAAACUGUACAUUUAGGGAAAUACUCCCCUCCCCUUUCUUUCAUUGUGUCCAAUUCUGGAAGAUUGGUCAAGUGUGACAGUUUUCUUUGCAAUGGUUUUUCAGAAGUGAUUUGCCAUUGCCUCCUUCCUCCUUCCAGCUGGCUUUGUGCCUAAGGGGGGAGCCAUGAAACUAGAACUCAGUCUCAGCUGAUAUUUUCACUACUAUACCAAACUGGCACCCAUGGAGAAAUAGGAUACCAAAAAUUGGAGGGGUUAUAUAACCCCUAUAACAAAUUUGAAGAGCAAUGUUAAAACAUUGCUUUACUUGCCAUGAUAGCAUUUAACUUAAAACUCACAAAACAGAGCAUCAAAAAAAUAGUCUGAAAUUAUUUAAAAAUGUAAAUAAACAAAAGGCUUGUUUUCAUUUAUGCUGACUCUUUUCAUAGAGAGCAAUAGAAACGUUCCUGUCCUUCAUGCGUUAAGUAAGUUCCUUAGUGAUACUCUUGAAUAACAAUUGAGUAAAAGGCUGUGUAUAGAAUAUUUGCCCUAGUGCAUUUUAUUAAUUUUGUACUGAUGGUGUUUCAGAUUUAUUGUAAUCAUAUGCUUUCAUCAGUGUUUCUCAAUAAAGACUCAUUAAAAAUUUCA